Sphaeroforma arctica JP610 is the source of this 965-nucleotide messenger RNA. RefSeq lists its product as hypothetical. The transcript has a single exon. Bases 251 to 478 code for a protein of 75 amino acids. Lineage: Eukaryota; Ichthyosporea; Ichthyophonida. The record is from RefSeq and is a predicted model, not a curated record.
CCAACUUAAAAUAUCACCUAUAUCUACUAAUAUCUUAUAUCUACUAAUGUCUCAAAUAGGUCCAGGUAAAUGAGUCAUACCAAAUACUCAGGCUAUUGGAGCCAUCGAAGUGAAUUUAGAACACUUUGGAUAUGUUGGAUAAAGUACUUGUAUUAAACUGUUUCAAAUACAAAUAAAAACCAAAGUGUUAUCUCAUUUGAUCUUGAUAUUUUAGACAGACCGGAGGCCGUAUUUCUACAGGUCCAAUUCUAUGUCGACGCAGCGUCGACCACCACCUUCCCCGCGGUCCCCACCGCCGAAAGUGACCCCGAUUCGUGGAUUAACCAGCGCUCACUUCUUACGUGAACAAGCACGUCAAGAAGAGCGGUACUCGAUCACAGCACUGGAAUUAAUAUCUGGGUAUACCUUGCAGGGCUCCACCCAGAACUGUUCCGAGACCGCACUGUCUGUAUCCACUCAGAUAACACUGGAGCGAUAGAAGAUCUCCGUUCGCGCACAUCUAGUAUACUUGAAAUACUUAGUCAACUCAGGCUCUAAUCGGAGAUCGAGCCCGCCCAUGAUAUACACGUCACGGCGACUCACAUCCUAGUGAUCGAAUACCUCAGGCACGGCUAGCACAGCCCAACCUGAAAUCACUACCAUCAUCACUCACUAGUUUAAUAGCCCAGUGGACCUAAGUGAAAGAUUUAAUGUGUGAAUGAAACAGAUCACUGUAGUUAACUUUGCCCAUCUGCAAUAAUGUACUUACGUUCUCAAAUUAGCUUCUAGGAGAAAGACCCUCUCAGAAAAAAACGAGAACGAUAUAUACGCACUACACACGACCCACACUUAUAGGUAGCAGAUUGUAGACUCUGAAUUGUUUAAAGUUUUCCACAUCUUUGAAUAAGUCUGUAUGUGCUAUAUAAUCUUUCAAGAUAAGUCUAUCUGUGGUGCAAACUGUGAUGCGUGAUUGGUGUGGUAUUGAC